Diospyros lotus (date-plum) is the source of this 1692-nucleotide messenger RNA. RefSeq names its product GLABRA2 expression modulator-like. The transcript is spliced from 4 exons. NCBI's taxonomy places the organism in Eukaryota, Viridiplantae, Streptophyta, Magnoliopsida, Ericales, Ebenaceae. Bases 243 to 1121 code for a protein of 292 amino acids. The record is from RefSeq and is a predicted model, not a curated record.
AUUCUACGGUGCCGGUGCCACCCGGAACCGGAAGAAGAGUCAUGUCCAUGUCCCCCGCGAGAUGGCAAGGGGCGAAGGCCCAAUCGGGUCAAACUGCGUCUUCUUCUUGCGAUUCCGAGGAGAAAACAUCAGCCGGCGCAUAGUUCGCUUCCCGCGUUAACCCCUUCGAGAAUCUCAAUCCCUUCGCGCCGCCAGUCGUUUCCCCCUCUCUCUGGGUUAUUCCUCGUAGUGGUGAAGAAGUGAUGGAGCACCCGAAGCCGGAGUCGGAGAAGAGCUCGGGUCAGGAUCGGGGCCAGAGUCCGGAUCCGAGUGGGGAGGCCGGCGGAUCAGAAGCCGGUACGCAACCCAACGUUCGUGUUGACGGCAAUAUUAGCGGUAACGGAAAUGGUAUUGAUCUCAAUAAACCGUCGCUGAACAGUACGCCGCGGUCGAAGAAAUCGGUGCGUUGGAGUGAGGAAUUGGUGAUGGAGUCUCCUUCUCCCAGAUCGGCGUCUUCCUUUGCUGGAUCGAAUCCAUACGUCGCCUCUUCUCCUUCAUCUUCGUAUUCAACCUCCUUCAAGCAUUCAAUGAGUACUGUUCGAGACGUGUUAGGGAGAUGGGGAAAGAAGGUUGGAGAAGCAACAAGGAAAGCCGAGGAUCUUGCAGGAAACACUUGGCAACACCUAAAAACGGCCCCAAGUUUAACUGAUGGUGCCUUGGGAAGAAUUGCACAAGGAACAAAGGUUCUGGCUGAAGGUGGGCAUGAGAAAAUUUUCAGACAAACAUUUGAGACCGUCCCUGAGGAGCAACUACAAGAUUCAUAUGCAUGCUACUUAUCAACUUCAGCUGGUCCAGUAAUGGGAGUUUUAUAUGUAUCUACAGCAAAGCUUGCAUUUUGCAGUGACAAUCCUCUGUCAUAUAAAACUGGUGACAAGACUGAAUGGAGCUAUUAUAAGGUAGUCAUCCCAUUACAUCAGCUUAAAGCAGUGAACUCCUCAUCCAGCAGGACUAAUUCCGCUGAGAAAUACAUCCAGGUCAUCUCCGUUGAUGACCAUGAAUUUUGGUACAUGGGCUUCCUAAACUACGACAGUGCUGUGAAGUGCCUAGAGGAUGCUCUGCAGCACCGAAACUUAGCUGUUUGAUAACGUCUCUUCUCAAGCUUUCUCACAUUUUAGGGACACGUUUCAGGAUACCACAACAAAAGAUCCAUUUUGUACUGCUGUUAUAGCACAUUGCUUUAAGAUGAAAGGCCCUAAAAGUUGCCUUCCACUAGGAAUUUUUUCUGGUAUGCCAGAGAUGAGCUUAGGCCACGAGGGUUUCCCAUGGAACUAGUUGGCAGGUGGCUACAUGGUGGUGGUCGUUUCUGUAAAAUUGAUUUGCCUACUGAACGUUGUACUGGUAACGCCUCUGUAGUUCGGUUAUUUUGUUGCACUUCCUCCAAAUUGUAAGCCAUUGGCAGGACUUGAAAUGGCUACAACUGGCAUUUAACCUGAUGCUCCCCUGUACACUGCUUUGCCUGGAUUAAUAGGUUUUUGUCUUGCAGCAGCUUAAAAAUAUUAUUUUCCUAGGAUCAACUAUCUAUUGGUGGGAUUAAGGCUUGGGAUUGUUGUUGAUCAUCAUCUAAUAUCUGUAGCAUAGCUGCAAUGCUUUAUUGAACAAUUCUUCUAGCCCGUGGAUUUAGAAAUCUGAGCCAGGGGGUUUGUGUUGACUAUU